Messenger RNA from Cottoperca gobio, 4422 nucleotides. RefSeq names its product fibroblast growth factor 12a (gene fgf12a). NCBI's taxonomy places the organism in Eukaryota, Metazoa, Chordata, Actinopteri, Perciformes, Bovichtidae. Bases 927 to 1700 code for a protein of 257 amino acids. The record is from RefSeq and is a predicted model, not a curated record. Gene Ontology annotation, molecular function: growth factor activity. The transcript has 6 exons.
GAGAGGGAGAGAGAGGAGGCUAUGGAUCGCGACUGUCCACUUUCGCUGUCGGUGUGUUACAUCGCCGACAGCUUUCGGGACGCACUGAAAAGAAUGCUCAGGCUACUUUAUUAUUUGUGCACUACAACAAAAAGCACUCCGACGUUUGUUCACCUCAACUAAUUGUUGCUUUUCGGACGAGAAUCCCUCCCUGCAUGCUUUAAAUUACAUCUCUGCAGCAUCCUUGCAGAGUAGCCUCUGCUGCCGAUACCAUUUUUCCGGCUGCAUUACGAGGUACCAUCGACAGAACCUUAGACUGGGCUCAUAUAACUGGGCUCCUGCACCGCCUCCUGGACCGGCAGCGAACGGUUUCAUUCAUCGAUGUGCAUGGAGUUAAUAAUAACAGGAAACAACUUCAGAUAAUUUUUCCAAUACGCACGGGCGUCUUGUGCAUGGAUUUAGGUUGGUGCGUGUUAUUAAAAGGCGUCGGGAAGCCAGAAGAGAGGCUAGUGUGCAGAUGAGGAGUACGAAGACGUGCUCGGCAGACGCGGCGCUGUUCACCUGGAAUACCUGAAGCUCUCCAAUGACACGCAGCUGCAUCAACUUAUCAACACUGUUGCAUGUUUUCACGGCUGACAUGUCGGCCCCUGUGGCCUAGGUUUAUGUUUCAUAUCGGAUCGGUCGCUGUUGAUUCGAAGCCCUGAGUGUCAGAAACUCGCAGCAGCUGAAUUACACUCACUGCUACUGUCCCCUCAAGAGGAUGCUGCCCGACGCGCAAUGAUGCCCGGGACUCGGAGGGUUUUCUGAUCAUGAUGACAUUUGGUUUAAACAUUUGUUGACUCGAAACAUAGAAACAACUCUCUGAUCUGUGUUUGCGCCAAAGAAGCUGCACCAAGAUCCGACCUCUGCCGAACUAGACUCUCGGUUUUCAGAUUCGGUUCGGGGAGAUGGCCGCGAUCGCCAGCUCCCUGAUCCGGCAGAAACGCCAGGCGAGGGAGUCAAACAGCGACCGGGUUUCUACUUCGAAACGUCGCCCAAGCCCCAGCAAAGACCCCCGCUCUCUCUGCGAGAAACAUUUCUUGGGGGUCUUCAGCAAAGUCCGCUUCUGCAGCGGCAAGAAAAGACCCGUUCGGCGGCGACCAGAUGCACCCUCGAAACCUCCACAGGUGUCCCAUAAGGGCUGCAGGCUAGAGCCGCAGCUGAAAGGCAUCGUGACACGACUGUUCAGCCAGCAGGGCUUCUACCUGCAGAUGAAGCCGGAUGGAUCCAUCGACGGCAGCAAGGACGAGAACAGCGACAACACCCUGUUUAAUCUUAUUCCUGUGGGUCUGAGAGUGGUGGCCAUCCAGGGAAUGAAGAGUGGCCUGUACAUUGCCAUGAAUAGCGAGGGCAUGCUCUACAGCUCGGAAAUGUUCACGCCGGAGUGCAAGUUCAAGGAGUCUGUUUUCGAGAACUACUAUGUGAUCUACUCGUCCACUGUGUUCCGGCAGCAGGAGUCAGGUCGCGCCUGGUUCCUCGGUCUCACCAAGGAGGGACAAGUCAUGAAGGGCAACCGUGUCAAGAAGACUAAGCCCUCAUCACACUUUGUGCCCAGGCCCAUCGAAGUUUGUAUGUACAGGGAGCCGUCAAUGCAUGAGAUAGAGGACAAGCACCGCUCCAGGAAGAGCUCAGGGACUCCCACCAUGAAUGGAGGGAAAGCUGUCAAUCAGGACUCCACAUAGCAGCAGGGGGAGGGGCUUCCAGCAGGGGGGAGUGGCCCCCCCCCCAAUACGCACCACCAUCCCCUCUGAAAAAAAAAGAGGGCGUUGCUACGACGAGGAGCUAUUACUGUACAUCCAAGAAAACAAAACUGAACUAUUGCCUGUGAAAACCUUUUAGAUGAAUUAACAUGAAACCAGAGGAUAUAUAUAUAUGAAAAAAAAACAUUUUCAAUCAGGACUUGACCAACAUUUUAUGCAAAAAAAAAGAGAAAAAGCUGUGAUAAACAAACAAAGAAAUGGUGGUCUCUCUUCAAACAAAUAUCUAUCAUUUCCAAUUUAUGCUGUGAAAAACAAGCUUUAAUACAUGUUAAAUUUUCAUACAAUGGUUUCUUUUUCUAAAUGCUCUGGCACUCUCAUAUGCUUUAGUGUGUUAUUGUUGUCAGUAAUAACUAUACCAUCAUUAUCAUUACUAAUCUGUUGUAUUUUAUCAUCCCAGUUACUAUCAUGGUUAUUCUGGCUUUCUUGUAUUUUUGAGACUAGAGAAAGUAUUUUUUUUCCAAUUACUCUUAUUUUUCUCUCUCAUAGUUUGAUCUUGAAUGCACUACCUGCUCUGGUGUGAGGGUAAGACUGAAUGUAUUUGAUAUUUCUCUGUGUUGGACUCCAAUGGAAACAGAGUGCUUCGGGUGGGAUGUAAUUUACUCAGGUGUGUACUGUAAGUGAGACUAAUAGGACAGAAGGGGCUGUUUCAAGUAGUCGAACAGAAACUCCCCUAUAUUGUUCUGCAAUGCCGGGACAAGACUGAUUCAAGCAAUAUAAUAGAGAGCAGUCUAGUAUGUCUCUAAAUAAUAGUAAUAACAAGCCGACAACACAUCCCUGUGGUAAGUGUGUUUGUCAAAGAAAGUUGUACAGGUAGGUAAAAGUCUGAGUCAAAGGAAAACUGUUUUGAUAUUGUGUCAAUAUACUCUUUAACAUUUGCAAGGAUUAUUAGGUUCUAAGUAAAGAGAUGUCCAAACUUGUCAAAAAUGGUAAAGAAUAGUAUAUUCUCUCCAAAAGCCAAGGGGAACAUAACGACCAGCAUCAGCACUAUGAGCCAUGGCCUAAAAAACGGUCACUUCACAUUUACACCUCAAGAAACACAGACCCCUUUCUCUGCUGUUCGCUAAGCUAUAACAACAACAACUCUCAAAAUAUAACCAUAUAACAGUAUUCAUGCCUUUGAACUAUAUGGACAAAGACUUCUGUUUUUUUCUAAGCAAGAGAAAGAUUGAAAGUUGUUUUGGCAGGCCCGGCAGUGAGGAUAUGUGUUGACUAGUUUUCAAAACUAUUUCUGUUACUUUUAUUGCGAAAGUAUUAGAGAUUUCUCAACACUGGUGGACAGGGUGCCUGACUGUUUAAUAAUCCACUGACCUGACUUGGUGUUGUUUUCAAUAUAAAAAGGUCACAAUCAUUAAGACUUUACCAUCACAAUCUAGCAGAAUGUCUCAUUGAGGAAUUAGCCAGGUUUCGGGGAGGAUGUCUUACAAUCCCGGUGCGAGAAAGUGGAAACCCCUCUGGUUAUGUGACCCAUGAAAUGAACCAUUUGCUGCAUUGUGAAAAGGAAAGCUUCUCUUUCAUAAAUCCACAUUCUGACAGGGCUGUAUAAACAAGGUGAAUUGACUGGUACACCGUGUACACCGCAUAGCUCAUUCCUAAACCCCAAUUAGUUUGUCUAACUCAGGAAGUCCUACAAUUGUUCCGCAAAUGGGGCCAGACGUAAAGGCUGGCCGCUCCUUGUCCAGCACCCGUUGCACAAAGCCUGGCCACCGGUGUGGUGUUUAAGGAGUUCGGGACGGGGUUGAUGGUGUUUUUAUUAUUAACAAAAAGGUGGUGUACAGCUAAGCCUAGCUAGAUAAGGGAAGUUGAAAAAGGGAGAACAGGAGCCGAGACAAAGCAUGAACAUCGCAUGACUGUAAGAGUUGAUGUAAGCCUGGUUUGAUUUCGAGGUGAGCGCUAAUAAAAGAUUGUUUCAAAAUCGGGGAAAGUAGGUCCAAAACUUUUUUAUGCAACAUUUUGAUCAGUAUUUUAGUGAGAGUGUAUACAUCUCUCCUAUAUCUGGUUGGAAAUCAUGCUAAGUUGGUGGUAUGUAUAGUAAAUAGCACACAUUCAGUUGCACAGAGCGAACCACAGUGAUAUAUUAUCAUGGAUCUGGUGUUCUACCUGAGGCCUGGGUUCAUAGCUGGGGCAAGCUACCUGCGAGAGCUAACGGUAGACUAGUUCAACUUCCACAACACCUACAGCAUAACGGACAUAUUAGACGUGACACUGACAGUCAACAGGCAAGACCAGCACAUAGAAGUAUCUUUUUAUAGAGGUUUAUAUUGGAGCAAAUGAGAUACAUGUGGACUCAAAGCAAUGCAUGAAAUUGGAUGUACUCGAUGUCAACUGUUGACAGCAGAAUGAGAGAAUUUGAGAAAGGGAUGAAUAAAGCGAGGAGGUAAAAAUAGCUGAUGUGAGAAAGCGGUAAAGGAGAGCACUUUUCGGGGGGGGGUUAUUGAUGUAUGAAAGGGUGACCAAAGGCUUUGGUUGUAUGUGAUAUCAAGUAUAAUUUAUUAUUUUUAUGUUUGCAGAUGAUUUCACUGCAUCGGAACACGCUCAUAUAUGCAUUAUGAAUUGUGAGAUGAAAUAAAAAAAAUAUGCAUUGAUAAUAAAAUCAGAAUGAAGUUAGUGAUUGUUUAAGAAUAAAGACUAUGUUAUCAAAACCGUC